Xenopus laevis (African clawed frog) is the source of this 2155-nucleotide messenger RNA. RefSeq names its product retinol dehydrogenase 7, gene 2 S homeolog (gene rdh7.2.S). Gene Ontology annotation, biological process: steroid metabolic process. The record is from RefSeq and is a predicted model, not a curated record. NCBI's taxonomy places the organism in Eukaryota, Metazoa, Chordata, Amphibia, Anura, Pipidae. Gene Ontology annotation, molecular function: oxidoreductase activity. The transcript has 4 exons. Bases 1062 to 2015 code for a protein of 317 amino acids.
UGGAAGAAUGACCCCCUCCUCCCGUGACUCUAUGCCCCUUUUAAUACAGCUCAAGGCCUUAUUUGCCCUUGAUAGUGUUGCUAUAAUAGUUUGCAAUCAAUGACAAGUUUCUGUCUUAAUCAAUCAUUUUUGUGUGUCUGUUAAUAGCAAGAAAUUACUAAGUGUGGCUUUUCCCAGGCAGUAUUAUAAUUUAUGUCAAAUUUUUUGUAGACUUGUGAACUGUGGAACUGUUUAAUACCAUAUUUAUCCACAUUAUUAGCAGACACUGGACUUCACUGCACCAGACACUUCCAUUAAAGUCUUUGCCUUGCCAGUAGCAACGCUGGAAUAAUUACAAGCACAGGUUCUUAGUAUAUCUUGAAUGUUUCCUGAUCAAAUCAAACAGCAGAGACCCAUAAUGCGUGACAUCCCACUUGAUAACUCCCUACAUAAAUCCUUGAAGAAAGCAGAAUACAGUAUGGGAGGUGGGUUUUUACACCCCAAUCAUGUCAAUAGCAAGAGCCUAAUUUAGGAUAGAGAAGGAUGCUCACGAUUAAAUCAUUGGGCUUACUUUAUAGAUGCCAUUGCUAUGGAAGUGUAUGUCAUCCCAGGUUACAAAAAAGAAUGUUUGGUAGUCAGGGUUUAUCAUACUGGAUGAAUGGAAACAAUUUCAAUCAAGAGAAAAUCAUAGUUAAUGUGAACUGGGCAUAUAAUUCACUUAAGGAUGUAUAUCAGCAGGGAGCAUGUUUACAAAACUUUACAAAGCAUAACUAAAUAUUUUAAAUCAUACUAUUUGUCUACCAAGAAAUCCAUUUUUUUAAGAUUUGCCUGGUACUUUUGUCCAGAACACGAACAUCCUGCCAUUCAUGUUACGAAUGGUGCAACUGACAGUAGAGCAUACGUAGGCCAUCAUUAAAGAGAUAGUGACGCCACAAUUAUUUACAAAAUUUUCUUAAAACUAUAAUAAUUUAUUUUUUUCAUGUUCUUUAUAUUUGUUACAUGAAGAAUUUGCCUGAUUUAUAGUAAUAAUAAAAUGUUCUGUUUAACCAUAUAUUUUACAGUGGUCCAAUACACCUGCUGCCAUGUGGGUCCUUCUACUGUUACUUGUGCCUCUGAGCCUCCUGUAUAGGUGGUACAAGGACAGAUAUAUUUUGGAAAAUCUAACUGAUAAAUAUGUGCUUAUUACGGGCUGUGAUUCUGGAUUUGGGAACCUGUUAGCAAGAAAGCUGGACAGACGUGGGUUACAUGUGUUGGCAGCCUGUCUGACUGAUAGAGGGGCUGAAGAACUAAAAAAGCAGACAUCAAGCAGGCUGCAGACAGUUCUUCUGGAUGUAACUGACAGCAACAGUGUGAAAUCUGCAGUAAAGUGGGCCAGCCAGACUGUUGGAGAUAAAGGGCUCUGGGGCUUAGUGAACAAUGCAGGAAUCAGUUUUCCUUGUGCUCCAAAUGAAUGGUUAACCAAAGAAGAUUUUAUAAAGAUUGUGAAUGUAAACCUGCUAGGCCUAGUUGAUGUGACAAUCAAUAUGUUGCACCUUAUCAGGAAAGCCCGAGGGCGUGUGGUAAAUAUAGCCAGCGUGGCAGGUAGAAUAACUAUCUCUGGAGGGGGUUAUUGCAUGUCCAAAUAUGGAGUGGAAUCUUUCUCUGAUAGCCUCAGGCGUGAGAUGAGGCCGUUCGGUGUAAAGGUGUCUAUAGUGGAACCAGGCUUUUUUAAAACACAGUUAACAAACACAGACUUAAUAAAGCAAAGUUUAGAAAAGGCCUGGAACAACACCACAGAGGAAAUCCGCCAAAGCUACGGACAGGAAUACUUUAAAAAAUCGUGUGAGGCAUCUCAGACGAUUGUGCCAUUGUGCAAAGAAGACCUUUCAUUGGUGACCGACUGCUUGGAGCAUGCCCUCACUGCAGUAUAUCCGCGGACACGUUACUCUGCUGGCUGGGAUGCAAAGCUGCUCUUCUUGCCUCUUUCCUAUUUUCCUACAUCGCUAGUAGACUUUGUGUUAGGUAUUGCUAAUCCUAAACCAGCCCAAGGAGUAUGACUGCAACUGUAUUUCAUUGUUAACAUUAGGGGGUGGAUUCACUUAUGGGCGAAUUUUCACCAGCGUCAGCUUCGCACACCUCGCACCACUUCGCCAGGCGCAAAUACGCUACAACUACACCAAUUCACAAAUAUGCAAAG